Molecule: messenger RNA, 1216 nt
Organism: Poecilia reticulata (guppy)
Lineage: Eukaryota; Metazoa; Chordata; Actinopteri; Cyprinodontiformes; Poeciliidae
Gene: cryba1l1
Product: crystallin, beta A1, like 1
Biological process (GO): lens development in camera-type eye; visual perception
Molecular function (GO): structural constituent of eye lens
Source: RefSeq, a predicted model, not a curated record
CCCGCCCACCCGUCGGUAUAAAACUGAAGCGCCAGGUUCUCUCAAAGCUCUACGCGAGGCAGGCGGUAGGCGCGUAUCACUCCGAGCUCUUCCAAUAAAGUGCCAGUCUAGGAGUCAAGAUGUACAAAACUACAAGGUCCCCAAUGAUGCAGCCUUUGGUCAACUCAGGAAUGGGCAUGGCUCCUUUCUUCAAGGUGACUGUGUUUGAGCAGGAGCAUUUCCAAGGAAAGUGCCUGGAGUUCACCUCCGAAUGCUGCAACAUCCAGGAGUGCGGAAUGGACACCAUCCGCUCCAUCAGGGUGGAGAGCGGAGCCUGGGUGGGCUUCGAGCACCACGACUUCCAGGGCCAGCAGUUCAUCAUGGAGAGGGGAGAGUACCCCCACUGGGACGCUUACAGCGGAAACAUCUCCUACCAUGUGGAGCGUCUUAUGUCUUUCCGCCCCAUCUACUGCGCUUCCCACCAGAGCAGCCGCAUGAUCAUUUUCGAGAGGGAGAACUUCAUGGGCCGCAACGCAGAGAUCUGCGACGACUACCCCUCUCUGCAGGCCAUGGGCUGGAUGAUGCCUGAGGUCGGCUCCAUGCACGUGCAGUGYGGCGCCUUCGUGUGCUACCAGUUCCCUGGCUACAGRGGUCAGCAGUACAUCAUGGAGUGUGAGAGACACAGUGGAGACUACCAGCACUGGAGGAACUGGGGCUCUCACUGCCAGACCCCUCAGAUCCAGUCCAUUAGACGCAUUCAGCACUGAGAGGAGAAUGGGCUGAGAUUGAGGYCAAGCAGUUCCUCUCCCCUAUACCCACAAACCCCCUCUUCUCCCUCUCUUUCCCUCCCCUCAUUCCUCUUCUUCCUCUUGACUUGAGCCGCCCCAACCUGACAACACCGCACAACGAUUCAGAGCCGCUGCCAGAGUGUGAUAAGAGACAAUAUCGCACUGUUAAAGCACAGGGAAUUACACACUUCACACACAAGCUGACAUUAAUGACGCUCAGUGUCUUUUUAUUUGGUUUAAAGGCUCCUCCACGCAGCAGGCACACACCUGAGCUGUAUUCUAGCCCGAGCUCAGUGGAGAGGACAAGAAAUCGAUCAGACAGGUGUGAAACCUGGAGACCCAGGGAAUAAUCCCCCCUGCUGAAUGAAGCAGAGGUGCAGCUCAGAUGUGUUGUUUGUGUGAAGGAAACCGAUCCACAUGCUGAUUACUAAUAAAGUCAUUUUACUUCA